AUGGCUUCCGUUAAGCUCACUGCCCCCAAUGGGAGAACCUACCUCCAACCAACAGGACUGUUCAUCAACAACCAAUGGGUUGAGUCUUCUGACGGCGGAAAGAUAGCCAGUAUCAACCCUACAAACGAGCGAGAAAUCACAUCCGUCCACGCCGCAACGAGCCAAGAUGUCGAUAGAGCCGUGCAAGCAGCGCGGAAAGCGCUCAACCACCCGAGCUGGCGAGACCUGCCCGCCUCAGAUCGCGGCAAGCUCAUGGCGCGCCUCGCCGAUCUGAUGGAGCAGCACCGCGAGACGCUGGCCACGAUCGAGACGUGGGACAACGGCAAGCCGUACCUGGUCUCGCUCAACGAGGAUCUCACCGAGGCCAUCGAGACGCUGAGAUACUACAGCGGCUUUGCCGACAAGGUGUUUGGGCAGGUGAUUGAGACGACGCCCGAGAAGUUCGCCUACACUGUCCGCGAGCCUAUUGGAGUUUGUGGCCAAAUCAUUCCCUGGAACUACCCCCUCGCGAUGGCCGCAUGGAAGUUGGGCCCAGCCCUGGCCUGCGGCAACACGGUCGUCCUCAAGCCGGCAGAGCAGACCCCUCUCUCCAUCUUGUACUUUGCCAACCUCGUGAUCGAGGCAGGCUUCCCGCCGGGCGUGGUCAAUAUCGUAAAUGGCCUCGGAGCCGUCGCAGGCGCAGCUCUCGCGUCCCAUUUGGACGUCGACAAGAUCGCAUUCACCGGUUCUACCAACAUAGCCAAGGAAAUCAUGAAGAUGGCAAGCCACAACCUGAAGAACAUUACGCUCGAGACGGGCGGAAAGAGCCCUCUCAUCGUGUUUGAUGACGCUGACUUGGACGUCGCCGUCCACUGGGCCCACGCCGGUAUUAUGUCCAACCAGGGUCAAAUUUGCACCGCAACGUCGAGGAUCUUGGUUCAGGACGCCGUGUACGACAAAUUCCUGGCAGCGUUCAGAGAACAAGUGAAAAAGGUCUCCAGAGUCGGCGAUCCCUUCGAAGAAAGCACUUUCCAAGGACCCCAAGUCACAAAGGCACAAUUCGACAGGAUCCUCUCCUACGUCGACAUCGGCAAGCAAGAGGGUGCGAAGCUUGAGCUGGGAGGCCGGCCGUCCAAGCCUGAUGGUAGCGGGUACUUCAUCGAACCCACGGUAUUCACCGGGGUAUCACCUAAUAUGAGAGUCUUCAAAGAGGAGGUCUUCGGCCCGUUUGUCGUCAUCUGCCGAUUCAAGUCGGAGGAUGAUGCCAUCGCUCUCGCCAACGAUACGCAGUACGGCCUCGGAAGCGCCUUAUUCACCACAGAUCUGACCCGUGCCCAUGCCGUGGCCAAGAGAAUCGAGGCUGGCAUGGUGUGGAUCAAUUCAAGCAACGACAGCGACUGGCGCAUUCCGUUUGGUGGUGUGAAGCAAAGCGGAAUCGGCAGGGAAUUGGGCGAGGCCGGUCUUGCUGCCUAUUCAAACAUUAAAGCCAUUCAUGUAAACCUUACUAGACAGUCGAAGCUAUAG
Molecule: messenger RNA, 1503 nt
Organism: Colletotrichum chrysophilum
Lineage: Eukaryota; Fungi; Ascomycota; Sordariomycetes; Glomerellales; Glomerellaceae
Exons: 3
Coding region: 1-1503 (500 amino acids)
Molecular function (GO): oxidoreductase activity, acting on the aldehyde or oxo group of donors, NAD or NADP as acceptor
Source: RefSeq, a predicted model, not a curated record